GGUUCGUUCGCCGCUAGCAUACGUUCGUCAACACCCGAUUCGCGCCCAGCCCGAUCCCUCCGAGACUCCAACCUCCGAGACUCCUCUUCCAGACGUUGCUAAGCCGCCCUUUUCGUGCUAUUUCGGUCACCUUCUUCGUUCUUCCGACCGCUUCCCACGGCUAUUCCAACGAGAUCCCUUAAUCGUCGUCUCCAUUUAGGCAUUUACUCCUCCGCUGGCUUUACCGAUUCCGAUUUCUUUCUCCCCGCGUCCUGUUGGUGAUUAGCAUGUUGUUGAGCUCUGUCGACGAGCCAUGGCAUUCUCUGCUUCACUCGGGCUCAGCUUUCCUCUAGUCACUUCUCACCCUUGCUCCCUGCAGUUGCUCUCAGGGCAAUCCAGCUUGAAGCAGAAUAGAGCACGAGGUAUUCCGGCUGUGAGGACGAAUUCUUGUUUUGUGAAGGCGGCCUUGGAUAGCAAGAAGCCGAGCGUCGUCAAUGGCUGGAGCGCGGCGGAGUCUGCUAGGAAUGUUCUGGAGAGACUGUUCGCUCAGUCGCGGCGGAGGCUUGAAGAACAGUCGAGCAGAGAUUCCGAUUCCGAUUUCUCCUCCAACGGUGCGAAUCCGGAGAUCUUGGAAGCUGAUAUCGCCGCCGUGCUGGAAGCUCUGACGAAGAAGGAAGAUGACCUUCACUACGCGGAAAGAAAGGUGGAGGUGGAAUAUGGCGAGCUUGAGCGAGCUAGGAAGGAGUUAUCGCGACGGGAAGCGGAAAUCGCUGCAGUUUCUGGUAAGUGCGAGAUGCUUGAAGCAGAGUUGAAGCAAUCGAAUCUUGAUUUGGCCUCUCAAACUAAGCAGAUUGAAGAUUUGAGGUUGGAACUCCAUGAGAGAGACCGCCAGGUCUCUGCAGCGCGCUCUGCUCUGUCGUUGAAAGAGGACGAGAUGGUGAAGAUGGAGAAAAAAUUGUCGUACAAGAGUCGGAAGUUUGCAAACCUGGACAUGGAGUUCCAAACCAAGGGCGACCUGCUUAACAUAGCGAAUCAAAUGAUCAAUAAUCAGGAAACUGAGAUUGAAGAACUCAGGAAUGCGAUUCGGGAGAAAGAGAAAGAGCUGGAAACUUCGGAAUCUCUGAGGAAACUCGAUCAGGAGAAGCUGAACGCUGCAGAGGAAAAUCUGAAGAAGCAGACGAUGGAAUGGUUGUUGGCAGAGCAGGACUUGAAGAAAAUGGCCGCUGAAGAAUCGAAUGAGCUGGUGGAAAACAACGAAACCCUAGAGCAUUACAGAAGGGUCAAGCAGCUUCUUGUUGAUGUGAGAUCUGAGCUCAUCUCUUCACAGAAGUCACUAGCAUUCUCCAAAAAGCAAAUGGAGGAACGGGAAUUGAUUCUGAAAAGUCAGCUAGCAGAGCUCGAGGAAUAUAGAUCGGGUCUGGCAUCACGUAUUACCAGCUUGAGGGAUGCCAAAAGAGAAGUGGAGAAGGAGAAGGCACAGCUCGAUGUUAUUGAGGCAAGGAACAAGGAGUUCCAACGAGACUUUGCAUUAGAGAAGGAGAUCGUUGAAGAGUUGAGGGUAUCACUGAGGAAUGAGAAGUCCAGUCUGGAGCAAGCAACCCGGGAGAUGUCAAUGGUGAGACUGGAACUGGAGAAGCAGAACAAAGAUUUUAGAAACUUGCAGGGUGUGCUUCCAGUUAAGGAGUCAGAACUUGCAGAGGCUAAGGUGGAAAUCCAGCGUUUGGGAUCCGAGAGAGAAUCUCUUCUGGUUGCUGUUGAAGAGAAAGAUUCACGGCUGGAAACUGCAAAGGAGAAACUAAAUGAAGUGAACCACCAGGUUGCAGAGCUAAGGAAGGUGUUAAACAGUAAAGAAACCCAGCUUCAUCAAGCAACUGCCAAGCUCAAUGAAAAAGAAGAACGCGUGCAGAAUAUGCAGAAUCAGCUGAACGAUACCAGGUUGAAAGUAGCCGAAGCAGGAUCUGUCGUGGAAUGUAUGGUGGAUCUCACGAAUAAACCCGUGCUCUCAGAUAGACAGACUAUUGAUUCCACGAUACCAGACAGACAGCUUGAGAGCGAACUCGAGUUUGUUAGGAAGAGCGAACUCGACUUGGUUAGAGAGAGCUUACGGAAUAAGGAAAUGGAGCUGAAGAAGAGGGAUGAGGAACUGAGAAGGCUGAAGGAAGAGAUGGUUGUAGAUGGUUAUGAUCUGAAGAAGCUCUAUGCAUUGGCACUAGAGAGGUUAGGCGAGAAGACCGUGGGCGAGCUAGGAAUCGAGAAGUUGCAACUGGAAGCCAUGCAGCUAGAAGUGGAAGUUGCAAAGGCAGAAUUGCAGAAGCUCACGGAGAUGAGCAGACGACUUAACGAGCAAGCCGGGGAGAGUCUCGAAGCUGAUACUGAUACUGUCCUGAAGGAGAUGACUCGUUUCUCAGAUCUGACAGAUCAGCUGGUGAAAGAGGCUGGCCUCGGUGAUAGUAGACGACUUGCUGAGAAAGUCGGAGAGAGUCUCGAACCUGAUACUGAUAUCGGAGGAAUCUUCCAAGGUGAAGAUACUGUCCUGAAGGAGAUGGCUCGUCUCUCGGAUCUGACGGAUCAGCUGGUGAAAGAGGCUGGCCUUGGUGAUAGUGACUGAAUAAACUUUGGUUCUGUGCAAAGCAAAUAACUGAGACACUUUGCAAUUGUACAUAUGUUGAGCAAUGGAGCAGUUUUGUAGUGUGUCUCACAAUACGUACUUCAGUAUGUGAUUUUGCAUAUGGUAGCCAUUUUUUGUUCAACUGGCUCAUUCUAGUCCAGAUUUGCCAUUGAAUGCAGUGGUUUGAAACUUCAAAUAGAUAAGAGGUCUGUCUGUUAUUUCUAGGGUUGGCGGUUUGGUUGCUGUCUUUUCGGUUUCAACAGAAACGAUUUUACCAGUUUAUCGGUUUCCCUUGAUGGGUAAAAAAUCGAUAAGCUGUUAAUGGUGUCGUUGAAACAAUUUUUUUUUUUUAAUAAACGG
Messenger RNA from Linum tenue, 2947 nucleotides. The record is from the annotation of a GenBank genome assembly. Lineage: Eukaryota; Viridiplantae; Streptophyta; Magnoliopsida; Malpighiales; Linaceae.